AUGAGGUUGUGUCGGCAUUCUUGGGAUUUACUACGACGUAUUGCAGGGUCUGUUCAAGGGCCAUGGAUUGUAGGUGGGGAUUUCAAUGAAAUUCUUGAGGCUCAUGAGUACUUUGGUCGCCAUUUCCGACCCAUGUCACAAAUGAGGGCCUUUCGGGAAGCUCUGGAGGAGUGUGGUUUGACAACUAUUCGGUUUCAGGGAAUCUUUCCUGAGGUCGCAACGCAUCAUCUGAACUAUAUGGUGUCAGACCAUCUUCCUUUGCUGUUAUAUUUGAGACCCAGUACUUGGUCGCGAAAGCAUAAGCGGUUCUUGUUCGAGGAAUUGUGGACUACUGUUGAGGGUUGCCAAGAUGUCAUUUCGCAUGCUUGGGAGUCUGAGAUGGGAACUAUCGUAGAGAAAUUGAAGGCAUGUCAGGGGUCCUUGCGGAGGUGGAAUAAGGACCAUGUAGGCCGAAUACCCACCAAGCUCAGAAGUCUACAGAGGAAGUUAGAUGACACCCAGAGAAGAAGUUUUUCUCCAGUAGCUGAGUUUCAACAUAGGGAAAUUUGUAAGGAAAUGGAUGUGUUACUGGAAAGAGAAGAAAUGUUAUGGAGGCAGAGAUCGCGAGUCUCAUGGAUGAAAUAUGGGGACAAAAACACAAGGUUUUUCCAUGAACAUGCAAAAAUGAGGGGUCGGCGGAACUUAAUUCAGACUAUUGUAGAUGAUCAGGGGGUUUGGCAUACAUCUACUGAGAGCAUUGGUAGUGCCUUUUGUGAUUAUUUUCAGGGUUUGUUUGCUUCUAAUGGGCUUCAGGAGGCAGGGGCAGCCACUGAGGUGGUCAAGCCGCUACUCACUCCAUCUCAAAAUUUGCGUCUCAAUCAAGUUUUCUCAAGAGAGGAGAUCGAAACUUCUUUGGGUAAAAUGUUUCCUACCAAGUCCCCAGGAGUGGAUGGUAUGUUGGCACUGUUUUAUCAUAAGUAUUGGGGGGUGGUAGGCAAUGAUGUGGUAGGGUUUUGUCUUAAUGUCUUGAAUGGGGGUGCUAGUGUGAAAGAAAUAAAUCACACACUUUUGACGCUCAUUCCCAAGGUAGAAAACCCAGUAAAAGUUACGGAGUUUCGGCCAAUUAGUUUUGUGUACGGUGAUCUACAAGAUGAUUUCUAA
Messenger RNA from Prunus armeniaca (apricot), 1140 nucleotides. The record is from the annotation of a GenBank genome assembly. NCBI's taxonomy places the organism in Eukaryota, Viridiplantae, Streptophyta, Magnoliopsida, Rosales, Rosaceae.